Molecule: messenger RNA, 2323 nt
Organism: Chiloscyllium plagiosum (whitespotted bambooshark)
Lineage: Eukaryota; Metazoa; Chordata; Chondrichthyes; Orectolobiformes; Hemiscylliidae
Source: RefSeq, a predicted model, not a curated record
GGUUCGCAUAUGUAAAAUGAACUCUUGGGAAAGUUUCUAUUGAUUAAUGUUCGUCAACCCAUUUAAUUAUUAUCAUUCUUUAUUCCCAUACUUUGCAUUUCUUUCUCAAAGGGGUUUAUGAGCAAAGUGAACAAUGCUGCGAAAGAUCUCUCAAUUCAGCUUUUUUGUUCUGUGGGGACGACUGGCAUUAAGUGAAAGAUUCAAAGUCCUAACGCCUAAAGAGCACGUAGUAGCUAUCCUUAACCAAGCUGUGGUGCUGGAAUGCAGUUUCACUGUGUCUGAAGAGUUACCUUUGGGAAACGUGGUUAUCACCUGGCAGCGUGAUGAGAACAGGGAGGUUGUCCAUAGUUACUAUUAUGGGAAAGACCAGCUGAGCAAGCAGAAUCCUCAUUACUCCGGCAAAACGAGUUUAUUCCCGGAAGAGUUUAAAAAUGGAAAUGCUUCCCUGAGACUAGAAGGAGUAAACCCAGAGCACAGUGGGGAGUACCUGUGUUAUGUUGGCAAUGCACGUAAAGGAGAUAACGGAACAAUUACUGUUGUUCUUGCAGGUAAAUAGAGAUAACAUGUUUCUUUUCUUCUCACAUCUUACUUGAAAGUACUGUUUCAUGUAGGGGGUGGCACAGUGGCUCGGUGGUCAGCAUUACUGCCUCACUGUGCCAUGGACCCAGGUUCACUUUCAUCCUCAGGCGAUGUCUAUGUAAAAUUUGCACAUCUCCUCUGUGUCUGUUUGUUUCCUCUGGGCACUCUGGUUUCCUCCCACAGUCCAAAGAUGCGCAGGUAAGUUGGAUUGGCCAUGCUAAAUUACCUGUAGAGACCAGGUAUGUGCAGGCUAGUUGGAUUAGCCAUGGGAAAUGCAGAGUUAAGAGAUAGGGUGAGGGUCAGGGUCUGGAUUGGAUACUCUUCGGAGGGUCAGUGCAGACCUGAUGGGCCCAAAAGCCACUUUCUAUGCUUUGGAGUUUGUGUCACCAGCAAACCAUCCUCCUUGUUUACAAAUUACAAAUUAGUAACAGGCCAUUGUAGUGCAAUCCAAUCUCACUUCAAUAUUUUCUAAUCAGUCUAUUUCAAGAUGUUCUGACACACCUCACGAUGACACUUGAACUUAGGCCAUCCGGCUCAGAGGUUGGGACACUCCCACUGCACCAUAAGAGCCCUUGUAAUUUUGCUUUAUUGUCCAAACAAAAGUUCAUUUCAGGUUCAUCGCUCGUCCAUUCAAACAUUUUGUAUAAUAUAAAGUAAUGUUAAAAUUGAAGCUCGAGGUAUAGAGAACGAGAGAACUUUAAUUAAACUAUUUUAAAACUACUCCAAUGCAUUCAAAUAAGCAACCAAGUGAGCCCCACCCUGAGUACACAUCCUCAUCCUGAUCCUGUUAAAAGUUCUUUUAGAGAAGGGAGUGAACAAAUAAGUUCAGAAAUUGAUUUGUUCAGCAUUUGAGGGACUGUAGAGGUUUCCAUGAAUACUUCCAAAAGUAAUACAAAGCAUGAUUCUCAUUGUUCACAACAAUUUUUACUUUUAUCAAAAUAAUUCAAGAUCAGAUCAAGCAAUAUCUCCCCAUCAAAUAGUGUUAGCAGGUUCUAUAACUCUCUGGCCCAUUAUUUUAUAUUUACCUAAGACUGGGCAAAUCAUUGAUUACAAAAGUUGGCAAGUUAUGUUACAGCUGCAUAACACUUUAGUUAUGCCACAUUUGGAAUAUUGCAUGCAGUGCUACUCACACACUCCUGAAGGACAUGGAUGUUUUGAAAAAAGGCACAGAAAAGGUUUACCAGGAUAUUGCCUGGUUUGGGCGUUUUUUGUUAUGAGGAGAGGUUGGAUAAACUUGGAUUGUUUUCACUGGAAAGACAGAGGCUGAGGGACAACUUGAUAGAGGUCUCCAAUGUUAUGAGAGACAUAGAUAAGGCUGCAUAGCUUGGAAUGGAGUGCCAGUGGAGAUGGUGGAAACAGGCACGUUAGCAACAUGUGAGGAGUAUUUUGGUAGACACGUGAAUGGGAGGUGAACAGAGGGAUAGAAACCAAGUAUAGGCAAUAAAUAGCGGGUCUAAAUAAAGAUUGGGAAUUAGUGUAGGCUUGGUGGAUCGAAGAGCCUGUUCCUGUGCUGUACUGUACUUUGUAUCUAAAAAUACUCUCAGUUACAGAAAUACAGGAAGCAUGCCUCUUGGUUACCACAUCUGUGUACAUUCAGCAGAGAUUUCAGAUGCAAGCAUGGCUAAUAUGAACUACAACUCGUAGAAUCCCAAUGGUGCAGAUAGAAGUCAUUCGACCCACUGAGUCUGCACCAACCCUCUGAAGAGCAUCCCACCCAGGCCCAUUACUGUGUUUUUCCCAUGAC